Molecule: messenger RNA, 3348 nt
Organism: Capronia epimyces CBS 606.96
Lineage: Eukaryota; Fungi; Ascomycota; Eurotiomycetes; Chaetothyriales; Herpotrichiellaceae
Exons: 2
Coding region: 1-3348 (1115 amino acids)
Biological process (GO): DNA-templated transcription; regulation of transcription by RNA polymerase II
Cellular component (GO): chromatin
Molecular function (GO): RNA polymerase II cis-regulatory region sequence-specific DNA binding; zinc ion binding; DNA-binding transcription factor activity, RNA polymerase II-specific
Source: RefSeq, a predicted model, not a curated record
AUGGCGGCCGCAGACGUCUCCUCGAACAAGAAACAGAACAUGGGCGCACCGAACGGGUCGUUCCAAGAUCAUCAGGUUGAUCAGGAUAACAUUGGCAACGGUCCUGGAGAGCCGACCAAGAAGAGAAGGAAAGUCGCAAAGCCAAAUCCGGACAAGAAAUACGAGUGUAAGCACGAGGGCUGUGGUAAAAGCUACUCUCGCGCAGAGCAUCUCUACAGACACCAGCUCAAUCAUACUCCAAAGACCAUUUACCGUUGCGACUAUCCUGAGUGUAGCCGGUAUUUCGUGAGGCAAGAUCUGUGCAUUCGUCACCGAGAGCGCCACACCACUCAUGGAUCUCAGUUGCAUAAACGAGAUGCCUUUGCACAGAGUAAUCCAAAAGCUAUUCCUAUUCCUCAAGCCCCUGCCCAUCAACCCCAGCAACCACCAAACUACCCAAUGUCCGCACCGAAGCUGAAAAGCCCUGAACAAGAGGGCCGAUCCGUUGCUGGCUCCGCUGGAUAUCCUAUCGACACCCCCAGCGGCCUCAAACAGCGUUCUACCAAGUCCAGCAAUACAGUGUCGCCGUCGACGGCAUCGACAGAACCUCGAUAUCAUCCUCCAACACCACAGACAGCCAUUGCUGGACCAACAGCCCCCCUGCACCGGACCAGCAGCACGGAGAGUAAUCCCUUGAGUCCCAUCCAAAAACAAGCUAUGCCCACAUGGCCUCUUGCUUUGCGCAGGCAGAGCUUCAACACCGAGGGGUUGAAUAGGUCUCAGGCCUCAUAUACCCAAACGCAAUCAAGGGAUGGAACCUCCGGGGCCCCCGUCCCUGCAUCUCCUGUUCGCCAAUACUCGUCGUCAUCUGCACCCACUUUUGCGCACGAGGGACCUAACCCCCAUGAAAACCUGGACAGGACCUCCUCUAAUGGUUUUGUCCAGCCAGCCGCCAUAGUAUCUUCCUACGCCUCUGCGGUCUAUCAGCCGGCAGAAGUAUCCCGGACAGGAGACGCCGCCUUUGCCGCGGCCGUCUCUCAUGGCCUCACCCGGAGCGAUCCAUACCCCUACGCUAUCCUGAACGGCGGCAUAUCUACUGGUGACUUGAACAGUGCUUACGGAUAUCCUGUCUUUGGGAUAGACGAGUACACCCAGACACCUUACUCAGGUGCAGACUUUUUCACGCAAUGGCUCUUUAACGACAGCCAGUCGGGAUCCAAAAGCUUCUCUCCUCCGAACUACGUAUCCGGUUACGGUGGUCAGGACCAAUCACAGACACAGGGGCCUUACUUUUCACAUAGCCCUACGUCCAGCAAUAGCUACCCUGCACAUGUAGGGCAACACCAUCCAAUGAGCGUUACCAGUAUUCUCGAUACUACCGCCACCAGUCAAUACAUAAUGUCCGAGUCAAAACGGCAAGAACUCCUGGAUCUGAUGCAGAGUCAAUUCAUCGAGCGCCCUCACGACGCAGUCAAGAAGCGAAAGGACUCGGUGUUCGAGGGUGACCUUGACAGCGACGGCCAUAUCUUGAGUCUAAGGAUGAUGCACACGUACAUCGGUUCUUACUGGUACCAUCAACAUGCUCAACUGCCUAUCUUACACAAGCCCACCUUUUCGGCCGACCGAACGCCCAAUCUGUUGCUCCUUGCCGUCAUUGCGAUAGGCGCGGCAACGUUGGACAAAGCUUAUGGCACGUCUCUCACCGACUCCGCCGCGGAAUUCGCCAACUUUGUUGCGUGGCAUGUGAGAUGGGAGAUCGUACGGGAUGCGGAUUUUAGACCUCCGGCCAAACUCUGGGUCUUCCAAACUCUGCUACUCAUCGAAGUUUACGAGAAAAUGUAUGCGACCAGGGCGUUGCACGAGAGAGCCCAUAUCCACCAUGACUCCACCUUGACCCUGAUGCGGCGAGGCAGUUCCCUGCUGGGUCGGUCCGCAUCCGAUUCACCCCCAAGUCUUCGGGGUGACCAGGAUAAUGGCAAGAUUUCUGUGCCGUUUUCCGGGCACGAAUCUUCCAAAUCCGAAGAGGCUUGGUAUCGUUGGGUCACUACCGAGGCCACUCGUCGAGCUGCCUUUGCCGCAUUUGUGAUCGAUUCCAUUCACGCAACAAUGUUUGGGCACGCAGCAAAAAUGGUUGCGCAUGAAAUGCGGCUACCAUUGCCAUGUGAUGAAGGUCUUUGGUCGGCUGUAUCUCCUGCAGAAGCCGGUAGAGUCCAGUUAGCGUUGCAAACCAAUGGUGUCAAACCGACCAUGUUUCUCGACGGUCUGAAAAAGACGCUGAAUGGUCAAAGAGUGAGGACAAACUCCUUUGGCCGCACCAUAAUCAUGGCCGGUCUAUUGUCGGUUUCGUGGCACAUGACACAACGAGACCUGCAAAUUUCCUCGCUAGGACCUCGAACAGCAACCUCAUUCGGAGGACCCGAUAAAUGGAAGGGAGUUCUGCUGCGAGCAUUUGACAACUGGAAGCGGGAUUUUGACGAAGCCCUUGCAGAAGCAACUCCGGCACCAACGUCGCCUCUGCGAACCCCUGCGGUACCGGUCCACGGUCUCCUCCGACCGGUUGACGAUGAAAACAUUUUCGAGUCACGCACAGUUCUGCAUCAUCUCGCCCACAUUGCCGCUCAUGUGGAUGUGCUUGAUUGCCAAGUGUUUGCGGGAGCAAAUCGACUUCUAGGGCGUUCCAUCACUCCCAAAGACUACAGUGUGAUUAGGGAGAAGAUCGAACGAUGGGCAACAAAGGCUUCGGCCAGAGAUGCCGCCUUUUAUGCUCUCAAGUUUAUCGUCCAGGUUCUCAUCCCACCGGAUGAAGGUAUAGACGGUAUCAACAGCCGGUUAUAUGGCCACGCAAGUCCUAUCUUGCCUCAGGCCUUUGAGCACAACCAGUAUAUUGCUCGAGAUGACUUUCUGUUAAAUCGCCCUUGGGUCCUCUACAUUUCGGCAUUGGUCGUCUGGUGCUAUGGAUUUGCUCUCGAAGGCCCUAUCAAACCUCCUCCCAAAGAAGAAGAUUUCAUAACAUACCGGCAGAAAGAGCAAGACAUGAAAGACUACCUCGAUCGAGUAGCUGGGGUUCGAGCACCCGAUGAUCUCGAGACCGUGAAAGGCAAGAAUCGAUGCCUAGGCCUUUUGAUGAUUCUGAAGGAGUCCUUUGAGAGUACACGAUGGGAACUGACGCAUGAAGCUGCAGGAUUGUUGGGCAAUGCCUGUCUGAAGCUACGAGGCGUUGAUUCCGAUGUUCUUGUCGUUGGUGGUCUGGAGUUUUCUAAUGGAGGCUCGAAUGGGUAUAGCCAUGGAGACGGACACCAUUCUCGUUCUGCUCAUUCGCGCCAGGAGAGUCGGGACCAUAUGACUGUGGCGAAUGCGGCGAGAGUUUAG